CGUACUUCCGGUUUCAGUUUAGCCUUUUAGUUUGUUUACAAUGGAUUUUAAAAGCGUUUGUGUCCUUUUAGGGAUGCUAAUACAUACUUUUGCAUUUGAAUUUGAUCUUACAGUUGAAGUAGGUGCGGGGAAAAUGGAGUGUUUUUUUCAGGAAAUUAAAACACCAGGCGGGGUUGAAGUUGAAUACCAGGUGAUAGAUGGUGGCGAUCUUGAUAUUAACUUCUUUGUACAAGCUCCUGAUGGCAGAGUUCUCAUCUCUGAACAUAAGAAAACUGAUAACUACCACAAGUUAGACAUACAAACAGCUGGAGAUAUGAAGGUUUGUUUGGACAACACGUUCAGCCAUUUUGCUAUCAAACUUGUGUUCUUUGAGUUGAUAUCAGACGAUGAUGAAGAAGAUGAUGAAGGAAACUGGGACGGGGCUGGUGAGGAAAUCGCACAACUCAUGGAUAUGACACUAGAUGAUUUUAAGCAAGUCCUAGAAAGGAUGGGACAAAACUUGGACAAGUCGAGAAACUUACAGACUGUGUUAAAGAUGUACGAGGCUCGUGACAGGAACAUAGUGGAAAUGAACUUUGAUCGCGUAAACGUUCUCUCUGGUAUCCAGCUGGGUGUAAUGCUCACUGUUGGCAUUGUACAAGUUAUCCUUAUACGAAGUUUGUUUGAAGACAAAAAAGUUUCCGGUCUUCUUAAGACGAAGACAUAGUUUUAUUUUGGACCUUAGUGUUCAUAACGUUUUUAUUUAGGUAUAGUAUAUUUAUGACUUACAAGUGAGUUUAUUGCUGAAAUUGCUGAGUGCACAAAUAUAUUUGUUUUGUUUUUGAAUUUAAAUGACUUUUUGUUACUUAUAUACAUGUAUAAUUUCAUUAUUUCUUCGAGGCAUAAUUCACAAACUGUACAUUGUGAUAUAGAUCAUACCCAUCUUUGUAAGUAGACCUUGCAUUGCAUGAAAAGUUUAAUUUUGACUUGACAGUUAACUAUGAAAGGUUUUGUCUGAAUGAAGAGCAUAAAGUUAUAUCUAUAUUCUUAUUAUAUAAGAAUACUCAUUACUGUCUUGUAUAAUGUAUAUUGCAUUUGCAUUUUGAGGGUUUUAUUUUUGGAUUCUGUUAUAUCUACAUUUAACCUCAAGACUUCACAGUCACCAAAUCAGAUAUGUGUAAACCUUAUUGUUUAUAUUGUUAAUACUAAACCUUGCAAAAAUGGUACACAAACGACACAAAUAUUACUUUUCAGGUUUAUUGAAAUGUUAUUAUAUGUAUGAUACUUGGGUGUAUUUCAAUUGACUGCUAUAACAAAUGUAAGAAAGGCCUUUACUUUAUACAUGUAUGCCAAUGAGUGGAUUGUGUGGUUUAAUAGUGGUGAAUCUUAUAUGGCCUGAUUAUUAUUAUUAUUAUUAUUAUAAGUAGUUGGCUUCACCAAUGAUAAUCUUACCAGGAAGCUUUUUUACGUUUUCUUCACAUGAAAAAAAGUCCAAAAGUCACAUAUUUGUGGGUGGAUAGUGUUAGUUCCGUCAAAUGAGAAUGUAUGCAUAUAUUAUACAGUCUAUAAACAGUUUGUGCUUCACUUGUUGAAAUCCAUGUUUUAGUGUUGUAGAUUGUUUAAAUUGUGAUACAUUAAUACAUUUUGAUAUACUCUUGUUUUACCUGUUUAAUCAUUUUUUGCUCCAGUAUUUUUGUAUACAUUGAGAUUAGCUACAUUUGUACAUGUACUUAAUCCUGUGUACCUUGAAUGAACAAAUUCAUGUGUGUUCUUUGUAUGAACAAAUUUUUGUAAUUAAUAAUGCAUUAGGUUUUCUGUAUAGGAUUUUUUAACAAACUGUCAACAUCUGCAUUGUUAAAAAACUUGUUCGCUCUUCCAAUAUAUUGGCAAGAAAGGCAACACCAAAUUGAUUUUUGUGAUUAGUGUCAAGCCCCUAUUUCAAAAUCUAACUACCAGGCUUGAAAAAAACAACAACACUUGUCAUGAAAAAACAAGCAUAUAGUUCUUGCUUCAACCUCUUUGAAAUUUAUACUGCAUGCAUUCCAAAUACGGUAGCAAUCCAGCAGUGUAAAACUUGAAGACAGCACUAAGCACCAGUCAUCGAAAUUAGACUUUUGGAUCAACAAGCCCGAAUUAUUAUAGUAUUGCUUGGCAUCAAAUUUUCUAACAAGGCCUGCUAUAUAAAAUUCAGAAUUUGAGCAAGCCCGAAAGACAUUUUACCAGUGCAGGGCUUGCGGGCUUGUGCUAAUUUCGACCACUGAAGCACUUGCAAGUUUUUUAAUGGUUCGUAAUAUACUUCUAAUUCUGUUUAAGUAUUAAACUAGCAUCAAAAUAUUAGCAUAUUAGCAUCAGUGUUGUUUGCAGUAUUCUUUUUAUUAUUUUAUUUUUUCAAUUUGGCAGACUCAUAUAUCUACCAGGUGGAAGACCCGAAACAAAUAAUCAAUUUGCUAUGUCCUAAUUUAGUACACAAGUCAUAUUAACAAUGGCAACUACAUAUAUGCACAGGAAGUCCUUGGAUAAAAUGUGGAGAUAUAAUUGCUCUUUAACCAGCUAAGAAAAUCUGACCAGCAUGGCAUCUGCAUGUGAUGCUCAAAAAAAGUAGAAUGGUAAUUCUCAGAUUUAUAACUUAAAAGUAGUUUAGGAUCAGGGAUGUGAUUUGUCUGUUGAUUCGAAAAUGUUAAAGUAUUGACCCUCCAGUUUGCUUUAAAUGAAGCCGUAUGAGACCUCCAAAGGGCUUCUAAAAUGCCACUUUUGCUUUUGUGGCAGAGCGCUUUGCCCCCUUUCAACCCAUUGGGUGACUAGGGGAGCCUAUAAAACCCCUCGCCAAAAUGGUUCCAGCUUCUGCAUUCAGGUAGAUCACAUCCCUGAAGAUCACAAGAAUACAUCUUGCCAAUAAUAUGUCAUAAAAAUAUAGUGUGUGUGAAUUCAGCAGAUAUUCUCAUUUUCUAUAUUAUGUUAUAUUUUCUAUUGCAUUUGGCUGUUAAAUCAUGUUUAGACAUUUUUAAAAACACAAAUUCGAACAAAUUACUCGGUAAUAUUUACAUCACUUUCAGAACAAAGUCAUCUUAAUUGUGUUCAAUUAGUUUGAUUACUUAUAGAACAAUAAAGUUUGCUCAAGUAUGUUAUGCAAGCAUUUAUAUGUUGUAGCGUCUUCUCUUGACCACCUGCUGUACAUUUAAUCCAUCUGUCGCAUUGCAUGUACCUAUAUAAUGAAUGCCAAUUGUCACAGCGAAAUUAUAUUUGGGAUGGAAAUAAAAAAAUAUUUGGUAAAAAUA
This is a messenger RNA of Mya arenaria, 3254 nucleotides long. Its product is annotated as transmembrane emp24 domain-containing protein 1-like. Gene Ontology annotation, cellular component: endoplasmic reticulum-Golgi intermediate compartment; COPII-coated ER to Golgi transport vesicle; Golgi apparatus. The record is from RefSeq and is a predicted model, not a curated record. Gene Ontology annotation, biological process: intracellular protein transport; Golgi organization; endoplasmic reticulum to Golgi vesicle-mediated transport. NCBI's taxonomy places the organism in Eukaryota, Metazoa, Mollusca, Bivalvia, Myida, Myidae.